UCAGCCAGAAACAAGGCUACUGAGGCCAAGGCUGGCAUUUCAGGGGCUCAGAGCCUUUGGCCCUGUGGUGGGGGCUUGGGGCUAUCCUGUGCUCUUUAUAGGGAUGCAGGGAAACUCAGGGAGGGAGCACUCUGCACUGGCACAACAGUUGUGGGCCACAUGGGGAUAAUUGGCUCAAGGAAACCCUAUCCCUUUGUCUCUACAUCUCAGGGGGUGUCUCCCUGGAGACCGGGAGUGGCAGGGAGCCCCCUGGCUAGAACAGCCCUGGUGGGGGACAAUGCCCCCCACAGCCAUCUUGUGCCCAUCGCCACUGCCCUGAGGCAGCUGAUGUGAGGAGACCCCAUUUCUGCACUCCGUAAUGGUGGCUCCUGUGAUGGCUCCCUGGCCUCUCUUCAGCCUCCACCUUCUGCUGCUGUUCCUGCUGCUGCUGCCCUUGACCAGAGCCCAUCGCUUCUCUGUACACAACACCAGCCUCAACCACCUGGUGCUGGAGCCAGGCCAGGGCACACUCUACGUGGGUGCCGUGAAUCACCUCUUCCAGCUCAGCCCUGAGCUGAAGAUGGAGGCUGUGGCUGUCACUGGCCCUGUCAUCGACAGUCCUGACUGUGUGCCUUUCCAUGACCUGGCUGAGUGCCCCCAGGCCCAGCUCACUGAUAAUGCCAACCAGCUCUUGCUAGUGAGCAGCAGGGCCCAGGAGCUGGUGGCUUGUGGGCAAGUGAGGCAGGGUGUGUGUGAGAAGCGGAGCCUUGGGGAUGUGACUCAGGUGCUGUACCAGGCUGAGGACCCUGGUGACGGGCAGUUUGUGGCUGCCAAUACCCCAGGAGUAACCACAGUGGGCCUAGUGGUGCCCUUGCCAGGCCGAGACCUCCUGCUGGUGGCCAGGGGCCUGGCAGGCAAGCUGUCAGCAGGGGUACCGCCCCUAACUGUGCGCCAGCUGGCUGGCCCGCAGCCUUUCUCCAGCGAAGGUCUGGGACGACUCGUGGUGGGAGACUUCUCAGACUAUAACAAUAGCUAUGUGGGGGCUUUCUCUGAUACCCACUUUGCCUACUUUGUCUUCCGUCGGCGUGGAGCCCGGGCCCAGGCUGAAUAUCGCUCCUAUGUAGCUCGUGUCUGCCUUGGAGAUGUCAACCUUUACUCCUAUGUGGAAGUGCCCCUUGCCUGCCAUGGCCAGGGCCUUAUCCAAGCUGCCUUCCUUGCUCCAGACACAUUGCUAGGCGCAUUUGCAGCAGGCACAAGUCAGGCACAGGCAGCCCUGUGUGCCUUUCCCUUAGCUGACCUGGACAAGAGUAUGGAACAGGCCAGGCGACUUUGCUAUACCACUGGUGGUCAGGGUCCCAGUGGCAUGGAAGAAGCCACUGUGGAAUAUGGUGUCACAUCCCGUUGCAUCACCCUGCCUCCGGACUCCCCUGAGUCAUACCCCUGUGGUGACGAACACACCCCCAGCCCCAUCGCAGGCCGCCAACCCCUGGAAGCCCAGCCUUUGCUACAGCUGGGACAGCCCAUCAGUGCAGUGGCUGCUCUCCAGGCAGAUGGGCACACGAUAGCCUUCCUGGGAGACACCCAGGGCCAGCUACAUAAGGUCUUCCUAAACAGCUCCCAAAGCCAGAUAUACCAUUCCCAGCAAGUGGGGCCCCCAGGCUCAGCCAUCAGCCCAGACCUGCUGGUAGACAAUAGUGGGAACCACCUCUAUGUCCUGACUGCCCAGCAGGUAGACCGGAUUCUUGUGGCAGCCUGUCCUCAGUUCCCCAACUGCACCACCUGCCUCCAGGCUAGGGACCCACUGUGUGGCUGGUGCAUCCUUCAGGGCAGGUGUACUCGGAGGGGCGAGUGUGGACGGGCAGCCCAGCCAAACCAGUGGUUGUGGAGCUAUGAAGACAACUACUGCCUUCACAUUCAGAGCCUGCUACCAGCCCAGCACCCCCGCCAGGAACAGGGCCAGGUCACUCUGUCUGUUCCCCGGCUGCCUACCCUGGCUAUGGAUGAAUACUUCCAUUGUGCUUUUGGGGACUAUGACAGUCUGGCUCAUGUGGAAGGGCCCCAUGUGGUCUGUGUCACCCCUCCUGGAGAUCAGGUGCCACCUAACCCUCCAGGCUCCGAUCAUGUCACCUUGCCCCUGGCUCUGAUGUUUGAGGAUGUGGUUGUGGCUGCCACCACCUUCUCCUUCUAUGACUGCAGUGCUGUCCAGGCCUUGGAAGUGGCUGCCCCGUGUCGCACUUGUGUGGGCAGCCUGUGGCGGUGCCACUGGUGCCCCCAGAGCAGCCAUUGUGUAUAUAGCGAGCACUGCCCAGAGGGUGAGAAGACUGUCUACAGUGCCCAGGAGGUGGACAUCCAGGUUCGUGGCCCAGGGGCUUGUCCUCAGGUUGAGGGCCUAGCAAGUCCCCAAUUGGUGCCUGUGGGCUGGGAGAGCCAUUUGGCCCUGCACAUUCAGAACCUUCACUAUUUCCGAGGUCUGCCUGCCUUAUACUACUGCUGGCUAGAGCUGCCUGGAAAACUGCAGAAGCUACCUGCCUUCCUAGAGGAGACAUCCAAGGACUCUGGCCUCAUUCACUGCCAGGCCCAGCAGUUCCAUCCCUCUAUGUCCCAGAGGGAGCUCCCAGUGCCCAUCUAUGUAACCAGAGGUGAGAUCCAACGGCUGGACAAUGCCCAUGAUCUUCAUGUGACUCUGUAUGACUGUGCUGUGGGUCACCCUGACUGCAGCCAUUGCCAGGCAGCCAAUGGAAGCCUAAGCUGUCUGUGGUGUGGCGAUGGCCAGCCUUCCUGCCGCUAUGGGCCACUGUGCCCACCAGAUACUGUGGAACAGCUAUGCCCUACACCCACCAUUGAUGUGAUUGAACCCCUGACUGGUCCCCCAGAAGGUGGCUUGGCCAUCACCAUCCUGGGUUCCAACCUGGGCCAGGCCUUUACUGAUGUGCAAAACGCUGUGACUGUGGCUGGCCAGCCCUGCAACCCUGAAGCUUCUCUCUACCGCAUCUCUGCCCGGAUUGUGUGUGUGAUAUCCCCUGCUCCCAAUGGCACUGCUGGGCCUGUCCAAGUGGCCAUUAAGAGUCGUCCUCCCGGCAUCUCAACCCAGCACUUCAUCUACCAGGACCCUGUCCUGCUAAGCCUGAGUCCUCAGUGGGGUCCCCAGUCAGGGGGUACCCAGCUCACCAUCCAUGGGCAGUACCUCCAGACAGGAGGCAACAUCAGGGCCUUUGUAGGUGACCAACCUUGCCUCAUCCAGGAGCCUGUGUGUCCUGAAGCCAUCAUAUGCCACACCAUGCCCCAAGCAGAGCCAGGAGAAGCAGUAGUCCUUGUAGUCUUUGGACAUGUUGAGCGCAAACUGCUCACCACCCCAUUUCGAUAUACUGCCAAUCCCCAGCUGGUGGCAGCAGAGCCUAGUGUCAGUUUUCGGGGGGGUGGACGACUGAUUCGAGUCAGGGGUAUAGGCCUAGAUGUCGUGUGGCAGCCCUUGCUGUCUGUGUGGCUGGAGGAUGAGGACCAGGUAAAGGCUUUGGGGGGCCAGGGCCAGGAUGUGAACCCAAGGAGGAACUGCGGUGCCCCUGCUGCAGAUCCCCAGGGUUGUAUCCAGCUUGAGAGUGGCUUGCUACAGUGCUCCACUCUGUGCUCUGUUAACUCAUCUAGCCUCCUCCUGUGCCACAGUCCAGCAGUGCCAGAUGGGGCCAUCCCAAAGAGGGUCUUCUUUGCCUUAGACAACAUGCAAGUAGACUUUGCCAGUGCUAGUGGGGGCCAGGGAUUUCUGUACCAGCCUAACCCUCGCCUGGUCCCACUUAGUCAUGAAGGACUCACUCACCCUUACCGCCUCAAGCCAGGUCAUGUCCUGGAUGUGGAGGGUGAGGGCCUCAACUUAGGGAUCAGCAAGGAGGAGGUGCGGGUGCACAUUGGGGAUGGAGAGUGCCUGGUGAAGACGCUGACGCUUACUCAUUUGUACUGCGAGCCACCCCACCAUGCCCCUCAGCCAGCCAAUGGUUCAGGCACCCUGCCUCAGUUCGUGGUGCAGAUGGGCAAUGUGCGCCUGGCUCUGGGCCCUGUCCAGUAUGAAGCAGAGCCCACGAUGUCCACCUUUCCUGUGGAGGCCCAGGUGGGCCUGGGCCUGGGUGCUACUGUGCUGAUUGCUGCAGUGCUGCUCCUCACACUCAUGUACAGGCACAAGAGCAAGCAGGCCCUGAGAGACUAUCAGAAGGUGCUGGUGCAGCUGGAGAACCUGGAGACUGGUGUGGGCGACCAGUGUCGCAAGGAGUUCACAGACCUGAUGACUGAGAUGACAGACCUCACCAGUGACCUAGAGGCCAGUGGGAUACCCUUCCUGGAUUACCGGACAUAUGCUGAGCGUGCCUUCUUCCCCGGCCAUGGUGGCUGCCCACUGCAGCCAGAGCUUGAAGGGCCUGGGGAAGAAGAUCGCUGUGCCACUAUGCACCAGGGCCUUACACAACUCUCCAAUUUGCUCAACAGCAAGCUCUUCCUUCUCACACUCAUCCACACUCUGGAGGAGCAGCCAAACUUUUCCCAGAGGGACCGCUGCCAUGUGGCUUCACUGCUUUCCCUGGCUCUGCACAGCAAGCUUGAGUACUUGACCGACAUCUUGAGAACUCUGCUUGGUGACCUAGCAGCCCAUUAUGUACACAGGAACCCUAAGCUCAUGUUACGCAGGACAGAGACCAUGGUAGAGAAGCUGCUCACCAACUGGCUAUCCAUCUGUCUCUAUGACUUCUUAAAGGAAGUGGCUGGUGAGCCACUGUACAUGCUCUUCCGGGCCAUCAAGUACCAGGUGGACAAGGGCCCUGUGGACGCUGUGACAGGCAAAGCAAAACGAACUCUGAAUGAUAGCCAUCUGCUACGAGAGGAUGUGGAGUUCCGGCCCUUGACCUUGAUGGCACUAGUGGGACCUGAGUCUUGUGGGGUAGCAGGGAACAGCGAGGUGCAGCGAAUGCCAGCCCGGGUGCUUGACAUAGACACCAUAACCCAAGUCAAGGAGAAGAUGUUAGAUCAAGUCUACAAGGGAACCCCCUUCUCUCAGAGGCCUUCAGUGCACUCCUUAGACCUUGAGUGGCGCUCAGGACUAGCUGGUCACCUAACCCUGUCAGAUGAGGACUUGACCUCCGUGACUCAAAACCACUGGAAGAGACUCAACACCCUGCAACACUACAAGGUCCCAGAUGGAGCAACAGUGGUGCUCAUUCCUCAGCUGCACAAUGGUGACACUGUCUCCCAGAGACUGGGCCAGACUGGCUGCCCCUCUGGAGAGAACAUCCCCAUGCUGGAAGAUGGUGAGGAGGGUGGAGUUCGGCUCUGGCACCUGGUGAAGGCCACUGAGGAGUCAGAAGGGGCCAAAGUGCGGCACAGCAGCCUCCGGGAACGAGAACGAGAACGGGCAGGAGCCAAGGCCAUUCCUGAAAUCUAUCUCACCCGUUUACUUUCAAUGAAGAGAACCUUGCAGAAGUUUGUGGAUGACACCUUCCAGGCCAUUCUUAGCGUGAAUCGGCCUGUGCCUAUUGCUGUUAAGUACCUAUUUGACUUCCUGGAUGAGCUGGCAGAGAAACAUGGCAUAGAGGAUCCGGAGACCCUGCACAUUUGGAAGACAAACAGCCUACUGCUGCGAUUCUGGGUGAAUGCCUUGAAGAACCCACAGCUCAUUUUUGAUGUGCGGGUGUCAGACAACGAGGAUGCCAUCUUGGCUGUCAUUGCACAGACCUUCAUCGACUCCUGCAUGGUCUCGGAGCAUAAAGUGGGCAGGGAUUCCCCGGUGAACAAACUGCUCUAUGCCCGGGAGAUCCCUCGAUACAAGCAGAUGGUGGAGAAGUACUACGCAGACAUUCACCAGAGCUCUCCAGCGAGCUAUCAGGAGAUGAACUCAGCUCUGGCUGAACUCUCUGGGAACUACACCUCUGCUCCCCACUGUCUGGAGGCUCUUCGAGAACUUUACAACCACAUCCACAGGUAUUAUGACCAGGCCCUUGUUGAGAUGGAGAAAGGACUGGAUAGCCCUGGUCUGAUGGGCAGAGGAGUGGGAUUUCAGGCAGGUACACUCUACUGCCCUGACAGAUUAUCAGUGCCCUGGAAGAGGACCCCGUGGCCCAGAAGAUGCAGCUGGCUUGCCGCCUGCAGCAGAUCGCUGCCCUGGUGGAGAACAAAGUGACUGACUUGUGAACAAGAGCCACAGUGGUUACCUGAGACCUGCCAGCUUAUAGAACAGUAGGCAGGAUCCACGACCAAAGUGCUAUAUGUCCCUGACCAAGCAGUUCCUGAGGAGGGGUCAGCAGGACUAUAUAGAGUGCCUUCCACCACCCAUCUGGCUUGUUUCUAAUUUAUAAUGAUCCCUACCAUCUUUCCCACUGUAUUUAUUUGCUUGCUGGAAAAUCACAUCUGGAAAUAAAAUAGAAACACAUCUUAAAAAAAAAAAA
Messenger RNA from Peromyscus maniculatus bairdii (prairie deer mouse), 6398 nucleotides. Lineage: Eukaryota; Metazoa; Chordata; Mammalia; Rodentia; Cricetidae. The record is from RefSeq and is a predicted model, not a curated record.